GCCAUUUUGUCAGCACAGUACAGGACGCCCCAUCUGGCCUCGCCUUCUCUGGCCGGGAUUAGUAAACAUUUACGAAUCGCGUAAAGACGGUACCCGGGUGGAUGAGAGACUGUCCAGCGGGCCGGUUUGCACCCAAAAUACGUCUACCAGGCGCUUUGUCCCCGAGGACAGAAGCGACAAAAGUUAGCCAACAGCCAUGGCGUUGAAGAUUGUUAAAGGGAGCAUCGAUCGGAUGUUCGAUAAAAACCUUCAAGAUUUAGUACGUGGCAUUAGGAAUCACAAGGAAGAUGAGGUAAAACGAUUAGCUGAGUUUUCGUUCAUGUCUGAUUUCCACUGUCAGUAAGUCAACAUUCGUGUAACACAUCUCAUUGCAAAAUAGCUAGCUAGCCAGAUAACCUAAUGUACUAUAUGAUGGCAUUGCCAACGCAACGUUAGCUUUCUGGCUGGCGGUAAUAUGCUAUUUCUAAUGUUAGCUAGCUAGCUGCUAUCCGCAUAUGCAGAUAAACUGCAAUGAAAAUAUGUAACGUUAUAUACCAAGUUAACCAGGACUGAGUAAAUGCACUAAUACUAACUAGCUGUCUAAUUAGUCAACUCGAUAACUGUCAUUACUCAAUAAUAAUCGUCAUAUGGCUAACUAGCUUGAUAACGGUAUGUUUCGUUGCCGGUCUUGCACGAGCUACUUUUUACUGAUCGUGAAACGCUACCUUGUUACGCCUCGUGGCAGCUGGUUUCAGGUGAUCACCUUGACCGAUAAGAUGCCGUGUAACCAUUCAAACUUUAGUUAACUAGCUAGCAAGUGACAUCUAGGAAACUAACUAGCCAAGCUUAUACACCUCAGCUGGUGAUGAUUGAGGAUGAUGCGCGGAAUGGAUAACGCAUCUGUCUUGUUCAGCACUAUUUUCUCUUCAUUUAUUUGCUAACGGACAGUAGUAAAAAAUAGUUAUUUUUGCGUAUAAUGUCCAUCUAUUGCAUUAAUACAAAAACACAGACAUGCAAACAAGAUCUAGAAGGUGAUUUUUAUUUUGUAUGCCUCUACAGCGUCUAUCAGUGACAACGUUGCAUAGGUGGAAGAAAGGAUGCUUCUGCCACACGCCUUCUCAGACAGCCUAGACUGAAAAACAGUCCCAUUUAAUUUACCCUUAAGCAACCACACUUUCUCCACCUUUAAUUAAUUUUGUUUGUACAAGUAUGCAGAUAAAGUGAACUGAUAUUCAAGAUGUCAGACAGCAGAUCACCAGAUGAUGGGCUUAUAUAAGUUCACACACAGUAAUGUCAUAAUCAUGCUUUAGUAAUAUGGUUGUAGACUAUACUAGUUAUGUAUACUGAGUUUACAAGAACAGCAACGUCAGAGGACAUUCAAUGUGGUGUGGAAAACAUAAAUAUUCAUACAAGAAAAGGUUUACACAAAUAUUUCGAUAACGGGGCACAGCCUCAAUAACGGUUGAUUAUAGUUCACUGUGACAUACUGACAGCUUUUAUGGUAGGUCGAAGUGCUCCUGUCUUCAUGGGUGUUGCACCAGUGUUUUCAGAAUGAUGUCAGUGACUGUGUGUUCGGCUAAUUAGGCUAGAUCAUCACAGAAUCAACAUCAUCACAGAGGGGGUCGACAGUGUUUUACCAUGUAGUCCAAUAGAGGGCACUGUUGUUAGGAUGAGCUUUGGAGGAGGAAGUUGCUACAGAAUAAAUUCCUUAGUUUUAAACCACUUUAGGUUUAAGAAAUUAUGCUGUUAGGCUGGAUAUAUUGCCACCAUUCAAUAAAAUUAUGCUGCGACAUGGGGAGUAUUUUAUUGCUGAAUGCUCUUAAGCAGCAGAGCGAGCAUGACCAGGCCUACUAAGAAAUGUUGAAUUUGGAAUGGGAUGUAGAUCUAGGUGUGAAAUCUAGAGUUUACCUGCUCCAACAUUUCAAGUUGUCUAUCUUGGGUUCUUUUUAUACACACCUUGAUUGAUCACUGCUGCUGGUUUCAGCAGAGUUGUGGUGGCCACUGAGCGCUAAUUUGCCCUGGCAGUUAUCUGGCAAAAGAAAGUUAAUGUUUUGUCAUGAAUUUGUCCAUUGCUUAACCAGACAUACAAAGCAUAAUAGCUUUGACUGUAUUUGACCACUGUACUAAACCAUGAUCUUUUGAUUCGGGUCCUAAUGCAUUCCCCUUUGUGUAACCCAACCCUGCUUAAGGUGUUGGUUACCCAGCCAACAGUGGACAACUCACUGAAAUAUUAAUUCUGUGUGUUCUCUCCUGGCCUGCCCAAGGUUUCUCAUGGACACUAUCUAUUUACUUUACGCAUAUAUGCUGAGGGAUAUUACACAGAUACAUCUAUUCUGUCACUCCCUCAUUUAGAAGGCAAGCAGAUCUAGGAAGGGUGAAGGCACACUGAAUGCAAUUGACAUUAAAUCCCAGAUUGUAGAAGACCAUAAUAUGUAACACUAACAAGUAUGGCAGGUAUUUUAUUGGCCUAUUCAUGUCCCCUGAGGUAAAAUAGUGUCUGAGAAGGUCUCUCCACUGUCUCCCCGUACCUCCUGGAGAACCUGAUGUGCUGGAAAAAUGUAGGCCUUGGCUCUAAAACAGCUACUACAAAUAUUUCAAUUGGAUCUAAAUCAGGGCCUAAAAUGUACACCCGCCACCUGCCAAAUGCGGGUAGAUUUUGGCAUUGGCAGGUAAGAUGUCUAUUUCACCAGCCACGUUGGCGGGUGGUCAGGGCUCCACAGUGCGAACAUUUCACUGGCAUUUGUGACUAAAAAUAGUCAAGUAUGAUCACAUUUAUAGUCAAAUGCUGCAGUAGCUGUUUUCAAAGUAUUUCUGCAGUUUUGUUUCAUAGCCAACACAAUCUCGCACUCAUUUUGUGCAAAUACGUACAAAAAGUAUUUCACCAGAUUUUGUGUGUUUUUGUACGACUUAAUUCGUAGGAAAAUACAUUUGUGGGGGGCAAACUUCGGAACAGUCUUUUGAAAGUUAUUGGAGCAAUGCAUUUUGGGCAAUGGUGUUCUACACUGCCUUUUGUGUCCCACAAGUAUUUAUAUAAAAUAUAAAAUGUGUUAACAACCAAAUAUUGUUAAUCAACCAGGUUGUCACCGAAAUAGUUAUAAUAUAAUAGUAGCCUUACAUUAAAACAUUUUUUUUUAUUAAUGCCAAUGCUGUUUUCUUGGGAUACUGGUCAGAUUUUAUGAGGGUUGCCAGAUUGCAGUAAAAAGCUGUAUUUGUCUUUUUUUGUGGUAUCGAUGAAGGUAUUUGAUUGGGGAAUUAAUUACAUUGAUAUGUCUAGUGAACAAUGUAUAAGAUACAAUGGGUGUGACGGAUACAAGUAGUCACUACAGGUGUGAUCAAGCCUUACAUCAAAGUUGCCUGAAGCUGAAUGGAAAGUGCUAUGCCCUGACGAGUUAUUCAGAAGAAACUCCUCUGACUGUCUAAUUUAAAUAAGUAAAUUUACCAGUGUGGACCCAAAACAAACACAUUAUACACAUUUACAAACUACCCUUUUAAAGUGUUAUUACAACCAUGGUGUUAUUUUGUUACUGAAGCUUAUACAGUGCAUUCGGAAAGUAUUCAGACCCCUUCCAUUUAUCCACAUUUUGUUACGUUAGACUUAUUCUAAAAUGGAUAACACUUUUUUUUAUCCCUCAUCAAUCUACGCACAAUACCCCAUAAUGACAAAGCAAAAACAGGUUUUUAGACUUGUGCUAAUUUAUUACAAAUAAAAAAAGAUCACAUUUACAUAAGUAUUCUGACCCUUUACUCAGUACUUUGUUGAAGCACCUUUGGCAGCGAUUACAGCUUGGCACACCUGUUUUUGGGGAGUUUCUCCCAUUCUUCUCUGCAGAUCCUCUCGAGCUCUGUCAGGUUGGUUGGGGAGCGUCGCUGCACCGCUAUUUUCAGGUAUCUCCAGAGAUGUUAGAUCGGGUUCAAGUCCGGGCUCUGGCUGGGCCACUCAAGGACAUUCAGAGACUUGUCCCGAAGCCACUCCUGCAUUGUCUUGGCUGUGUGCUUAGGGUUGUUGUCCUGUUGGAAGGUGAACCUUCGCCCCAGUCUGAGGUCCUGAGCGCUCUGGAGCAGGUUUUCAUCAAGGAUCUCUCUGUACUUUUCUCCGUUCAUCUUUCCCUCGUUCCUGACUAGUGUCCCAGUCCCUGCCGCUGAAAAACAUCCCCACAGCAUGAUGCUGCCACCACCAUGCUUCGCCGUAGGGAUGGUGCCAGGUAUCCUCCAGACGUGAAGCUUAGCAUUCAGGCCAAAGAGUUUUGGUUUUAUCAUACCAGAGAAUCUUGUUGCUCAUGGUCUGAGAGACCUUUAGGUGCCUUUUGGCAAACUCCAAGCGAGCUGUCGUGCCUUUUACUGAGGAGUGGCUUCCGUCUGGCCACUCUACCAUAAAGGCCUGAUUGGUGGAUUGCUGCAGAGAUGGUUGUCCUUCUGGAAGGUUCUCCCAUCUCCACAGAGGAACUCUUGAGCUCUGUCAGUGACCAUCAGGUUCUUGGUCACCUCCUUGACCAAGGCUCUUCUCCCCCGAUUGCUCAGUUUGGCCAGGCGGCCAGCUCUAGAAAGAGUCUUGGUGGUUCCAAACUUCUUCCAUUUAAGAAUGAUGGAGGCCACUGUGUUCUUGGGGACCUUCAAGGCUGCAGACAUUUUUUGGUACCCUUCCCCAGAUCUGUGCGUCGACACAAUCCUGUCUCGGAGCUCUACAGACAAUUCCUUCGACCUCAUGGCUUGGUUUUUGCUUUGACAUGCACUGUCAACUGUGGGACCUUCUAUAGACAGGUGUGUGCCUUUCCAAAUAAUGUCCAAUCAAUUGAAUUUACCACAGGUGGACUCCAAUCAAGUUGUAGAAACAUCUCAAGGAUGGUCAAUGGAAACAGGAUGCACCUGAGCUCAAUUUUGAGUCUCAUAGCAAAGGGUCUGAAUACUGUUUUGCAUUUGUAAUACAUUUGCAAAAUUGUAUUAAAACCUGUUUUCGCUUUGUCAUUAUGGGGUAUUGAUGAGGAACAGUUUUUAUUUAAUCAAUUUUAGAAUAAGGCUGUAACGUAACAAAAGUGGAAAAAGUCAAGGGGUCUGAAUACUUUCCAAAUGCACGAUAUAUCAAAUAACCUGACUAUGAUCCACAUCAUAUGGGUAGACGGUGUGUGUGUUAUGUAACAAAACACAACUAUAAUUUUUUUGUUCUGAUUUAAUGAGAUGGAUGUAGGAUUUUCUACGGCCUAGAAUCAAGGCCUUUCCCAGUCAUGAAGGACGAAGCUAGUCCCCUCUUGGUUCUCAUUGGCGAAGACUGAACUCAAGUUAGGGGUUAUAUGUCAGACUCUCCUGUACCACUUUGCCCAACAUGUUAUACCCCAGAGGAUGUAAAUAAACCCUUUUUUAAGGUGAUAUAACUUGUAUCAUUAUUAUAGGGCUGUGAAACCCAAAGCUGAAUGGCUUCAGACUGAGCAUUUUUCACCAUUUAUUUACGGAGAGCAUUUUCCGUUGUAUUUAAUUACAGUAGUGUGUUGAUAAAUUAUUUAUUUAUUCAGUGAAAAUACAAAAUAUGUAUAAAAAUACCAAAUAUACCAAAAGCUAAAUCGAGCAGAGAUUUACGACUAUUUAACCAUGUUAAUCAUUACUGAAACAUGCAAACUACAAACAUUUAACCAGUUAAAGAUAAUGAAUACAUGACAACUAGAUAAAAAUCAUACAAAAGUGACGUUGGCUAUAACAUGAUUACAAACUGUGUGUGUGUGUGUGUGUAUAUAUUAGAAUUUCCCAUCAUAAAAAUGUAUCCCCAUUCCCCAAUCAAAUACCUUCAUCGAUACCACAAAAAAUAUAUAAAAAAUAUCCAAUUUGGCAACCCUCAUAAAAUUCGACAUAGCCUUGUAUAAAAGGCAUUAUGAAAGAAAUGGUGUAAUGUACACGAAAAGUGGAGCCUUGUAUUAAAUGCAUUAUGAAGAAAAUAGUGUAAUCUAGGCUCCACGAAAUAUGAAAUGAGUUAUGAAGAAAAUCGUGUAGUAGGCCUACACGAAAAAAUUGCCUUUCUGACUACAAGUGCACCAGUAUCCCAAAGUAUUAAGUGAAAACAAGCAUAGAAAACAGUAUUGGUAUUCAUUUAAAAAACAACGUAAGGCUACUAUUAUUUCGGUGACAACCUGGUUGGUUAACAAUAUUGGGUUGUUAACACGUUCAUUUCUUUAUAUAAAUAAAUGUGGGACACAAAGAAAGGCAGUGUAGAACACCAUUGCCCAUCAUGCAUUGCUCUAAUAUCUUUUGAAAGAUUGUUCUGAAGUUUGCCCCGGAAAAAAGUAUUUUCCUAUGAAUGAAGUCGCACAAAAUCUUGAGUGGCCCAGCCAGAGCCCGGACUUGAACGAGAUCGAACAUCUCUGGAGAGACCUGAAAAUAGCUGUGCAGCGACGCUCCCCAUCCAACCUGACAGAGCUUGAGAGGAUCUGUAGAGAAGAAUGGGAGAAACUCCCCAAAUACAUGUGUGCCAAGCUUGUAGCGUCAUACCCAAGAAGACUUGAGGCUGUAAUCGCUGCCAAAAGUGCUUCAACAAAGUACUGAGUAAAGGGUCUGAAUACUUUUAACGUAACAAAAUGUGGAAAAAGUCAAGGGGUCUGAAUACUCUCCGAAUGCACUGUAUCUUGUGUAAAUUCAUCCAGUGUAGAUGCGUAUAGAUUGCAUUUGUAUUACUAUUUGGGUUGUUAAUUGGAUUUGUUCCGACAUUCCUUGGUUUCUUGUUCUUUCUGUUUUUUGGUUUUUAAAUUGAUUAUUUGUCUACCUGUUUGACAUUUUACUGCAUUGUUAGGAGCUAGUAACAUAAGCAUUUCGCUACACCCGCUAUAACAUCUGCUAAACUGUGUACGUGACCAAUGUAAAUUGUUGGUCUUCAUCUCUGCCCUGCAGCCUGAUUGCAAGUCUAAGUGCAAAAUCCAAUCCCCCCUCCAUCUCCCACUGUCACCGUCUCAUGAUUGCAGACAUAUGACCAGCACAUUUGCAUUAUAGAGCUGUGUGUGCUGGUGUGUUCCAAGGUUCUGUCUCACCAAUGUUUUACUCAGAAAGUGUAACCAGAUAAAUGUAGUGUAAAACCUUAGAUUAAAAGGCUACUACUUACUACUCCAAGUCCAGAAUAAAACCCAUUCAUUCAUAGACUGAAAACCCUCACAAGCCUAAAACAUAUCUGAUCAGAAGCUUGGUUUGAUUACCUUUUAUUUUAUAGCUGUGUAAAAUUAAUGACAUUUCAUAUGCUGUAAGACUCCUCCCCUUAGCCUGUAUUUUAGCUGGUUCACUGAGGUCAACCAGUGGUGAAAAGUAAUCCGUGAGUAUCAUGUGGAGGUUGUCAUUGCUCUCCGUCUGAUGUCCUGUCUGGUUUCUGUGUCUCCGCUCAGGCUAAGUACAUCUCUACCUGCAUCGAUGAGAUCAAGCAGGAGCUCAAGCAGGACAACAUUGCUGUCAAGGCCAAUGCUGUGUGCAAGCUCACCUACGUAAGACCACAGAUCAGCACCCCUCACUGAAACUGCCCUCACUGUGAACAAUAACACAGAGAUACACAAACAGUGAUGCACAACCAAAAACACUUCAGCUAUAUCCUAGGCCUGCUAUGUGUUAUUUUUCGCUAGAUAGCAGCUACUUUGAAUACUGCCCAUAUUCAGUAAAAGCUAUUUGAGAAUGCAUUUAGCCUGUGAGCUCUCACUGUCCACAGGGACAAUGUAGUGGAUGUCCAUGCCCUGACUCCCUCUCUCUCCCCUUGUGCGUUAACAGUUGCAGAUGCUGGGCUAUGACGUCAGCUGGGCUGCAUUCAACAUCGUGGAAGUCAUGAGCUCCUCCAAAUUCACAUACAAGGUGAGAGAAGUGGAAAUAAAACUGCAAGAUAAUGUGUAUGUGGUAUAUUUGAAACAUAUUUGGAUAUUCGAGAGCGUUUGAGGUUAAAUGUGGUGCUUCCUUUCUUCUUCAGAGAAUUGGUUACCUGGCCGCCUCCCAGUGCUUUCAUGAGAGCACUGAUGUAAUCAUGCUGACAACCAAUCAGAUCCGAAAGGUCAGUAAUGCUUUUUUGUCUUACACUUUUGGCCUGCCUGUCUGAUGUAUUAAAGACCAGCUCUGAUACCUGCUACACUAUAUAUACAAAAGUAUGUGGACACCCCUUCAAAUGAGUGGAUUAGGCUACUUCAGCCACACCCGUUGCUGACAGUUGUAUAAUAUCGAGCACACAGCCAUGCAAUCUCCAUAGACAAACAUUGGCAGUAGAAUGGCCCAUACUGAAGAGCUCAGUGACUUUCAACGUGGCACCGUCAUAGGAUGCCACCUUUCCAACAAGUCAGUUCAUCAAAUUUCUGCCCUGCUAGAGCUGCGGCGGUCAACUGUAAGUGCUGUUAUUGUGAAGUGGAAACAUCUAGGAGCAACAACGGCUCAACCACGAAGUGUUAGGCCACACAAGCUCACAGAACGGGACCGCCGAGUGCUGAAGCGCGUAAAAAUCAUCUGUCCUCGGUUGCAACACUCACUACCGAGUUCCAAACUGCCUCUGAAAGCAACAUCAGCACAAUAACUGUUCGUCGGGGCUUCAUGUAAUGGGUUUCCAUGGGCGAGCAGCCGCACACAAGCCUAAGAUCACCAUGCGCAAUGCCAAGAGUCUGCUGGAGUGGUGUAAAGCUCGCCGCCAUUGGACUCUGGAGCAGUGGAAACGCUUUCUCUGGCGUGACGAAUCACGCUUCACCAUCUGGCAGUCCGACGGAUGAAUCUGGGUUUGGCUGAUGCCAGGAGAACGCUAUCUGCCCGAAUGCAUAGUGCCAACUGUAAAGUUUGGUGGAGGAGGAAUAAUGGUCUGGGGCUGUUUUUCAUGGUUCGGGCUCCUUAGUUCCAGUGAAGGGAAAUCUUAACGCUACAGCAUACAAUGACAUUCUAGACAAUUCUGUGCUUCUAACUUUGUGGCAACAGUUUGGGGAAGGCCCUUUCCUGAUUCAGCAUGACAAUGCACAAGGCAAGGUCCAUACAGAAAUGGUUUGUCGAGAUCGGUGUGGAAGAACUUGACUGGCCUGCACAGAGCCCUGACUUCAACCCCAUCGAACACCUUUGGGAUGAAUUGGAACGCCGACUGCGAGCCAGGCCUAAUCAGCCAACAUUAGUGCCUGACCUCACAAAUGCUGUUGUGGCUGAAUGGAAGCAAGUCCCGCAGCAAUGUUACAACAUCUAGAGUGGAGGCUGUUAUAGCAGCAAAGGGGGGACCAACUCCAUAUUAAUGUCCAUGAUUUUGGAAUGAGAUGUUACAUACUUUUGGUCAUGUAGUGUAUGUCCUCCCCUCCCCUGUCCUUCUCUUUUUCUCUACCUCUUUCUUUCUCUCUUUUACAUCAAUUUUCUUCUUUCAGGAUCUGAGCAGUCCUAACCAGUACGACACAGGCGUGGCUCUCACUGGCCUCUCCUGCUUCGUGACCCCUGACCUGGCUCGGGACCUGGCCAAUGACAUCAUGACUCUGGUGAGUUACAUUCUCCAUCUCAAGAGUUCUUGCUGCACGUUUUUGUCUGUGUUUCAUGCUUCUCAGACCUCUCUCUGUCUCUGCUGCAGAUGUCCCACACAAAGCCGUACAUCAGGAAGAAGGCAGUCCUGAUCAUGUACAAGGUGUUCCUGAAGUACCCUGAGUCUCUGCGCCCAGCUUUCCCCAGGCUGAAGGAGAAACUGGAAGACCCAGACCCUGGUGAGAGAGACUAGUACCUAUCUGCCUACUCUGUUGGUUGGGGUCAGAUACAUUUUAUCACCUAGAAUCAUAAAGUAUGCAGUAACUAAGGAAAUGAGUGUCUUAACUGGAUGGAAGCUAUUUUAAGUAAUUUGGAUGUAUUUUACCUAAUUUGUGUCCUAAUGAUUCUUUCAGCAUGGAUGUUGUUGAUCUCAUCUGAACACUCUUCUCCUCCUGUGUGAUGCCUCUUUCCUGCAGGGGUCCAGUCAGCGGCUGUUAAUGUCAUCUGUGAGCUGGCCAGGAGAAACCCUAAGAACUACCUGUCUCUGGCGCCGCUUUUCUUCAAACUCAUGACCUCCUCCACCAACAACUGGGUCCUCAUCAAGAUCAUCAAGCUGGUGAGUGAACAGGAAGGGAGCUGUGGAAAUCACUGUGUCAGUAGCUAGGUUUCCAUCCAAUUGAUGAAAGAUUUUCAUGCAAGUAUUCUAAAAUCAGCCAAAAAAAUAUGCACCCAGGCUAACUUCGGUCGUCAGUUGAACGGUGUUUCCUCCGACACAUUGGUGCGGCUGGCUUCUGGGUUAACCGGGCGGGUGUUAAGAAGCGCGGUUUGGCAGCUCAUGUUUCGGAGGACGCAUGACUCAACCUUCUUCUCUCCCGAGCCCAUUGGGGAGUUGCAGCGAUGAGACAAGAUCGUAAUCCCGAAAUUGGGGAGCAAAUAUGCACAUUUUCCCACCAGUGGUGUGUUUCCACCAAACUGAUUUUGUGGUUAAAAAGCUGUGCGUGAUGAUUUAAAAGGUACUUUUCCCCUUAAAUUUACAUGUACCGAAUACACAUUAAAAGUUCCAUGUGUUGCCAUUGCAUUUUCAACUCUACCGAUAGUUUUGUCACAAACUAUUGCCUUAAAUUGUUAAUGUGCCAACUUGUGUCUUGGCAUGUGUGCUCUAGCCAACAGCUGGCAGAUACAUUGUGGGUAGGCUAGCCUACAUGAUGAGAUUAUUAUGGAUUAGAGCAAGAUUAUUUGUAUUUGUCAAACGGCAGCCAGGGAUCAAUCAUCAUGUCACCAGAAUAAGACCCUCAAUAUUUAAUUGGAAAGACGCAUCAAUCUCAUCACCGUGCACUUUCACCACCCUGUGAAGUUCAUCAUAACUGAAAAUCUGUUUUGCCUCUGUACUCCAGCACUUCGGAUUUGAAAUUAGACAAUGACUACAGUGAGGGAAAAAAGUAUUUGAUCCCCUGCUGAUUUUGUACGUUUUCCCACUGACAAAGAAAUGAUCAGUCUAUAAUUUUAAUGGUAGGUUUAUUUGAACAGUGAGAGACAGAAUAACAACAAAGAAAUCCAGAAAAACGCAUGUCAAAUUUUUUUUAAUUGAUUUGCAUUUUAAUGAGGGAAAUAAGUAUUUGACUCCUCUGCAAAACAUGACUUAGUACUUGGUGGCAAAACCCUUGUUGGCAAUCACAGAGGUCAGAAGUUUCUUGUAGUUGGCCACCAGGUUUGCACACAUCUCAGGAGGGAUUUUGUCCCACUCCUCUUUGCAGAUCUUCUCCAAGUCAUUAAGGUUUCGAGGCUGACGUUUAGCAACUCGAACCUUCAGCUCCCUCCACAGAUUUUCUAUGGGAUUAAGGUCUGGAGACUGGCUAGGCCACUCCAGGAUCUUAAUGUGCUUCUUCUUGAGCCACUCCUUUGUUGCCUUGGCCGUGUGUUUUGAGUCAUUGUCAUGCUGGAAUACCCAUCCACGACCCAUUUUCAAUGCCCUGGCUGAGGGAAGGAGGUUCUCACCCAAGAUUUGACGGUACAUGGCCCCUUUCAUCGUCCCUUUGAUGCGGUGAAGUUGUCCUGUCCCCUUAGCAGAAAAACACCCCCAAAGCAUGUUUCCACCUCCAUGUUUGACGGUGGGGAUGGUGUUCUUGGGGUCAUAGGCAGCAUUCCUCCUCCUCCAAACACGGCGAGUUGAGUUGAUGCCAAAGAGCUCGAUUUUGGUCUCAUCUGACCACAACACUUGCAGGCGCUGCAGGAUUUCAGUCCUUCACGGCAUAGUGUGUUACCAAUUGUUUUCUUGGUGACUGUUCUGAUUUUUCGUUAUUUAGCCCCCCGAAAAUGCUCACCAGGAAGCACACAAUGUCAUGACUCGUGUUUUGUCCUUAAUUUUAUUUUAAAUUAAAUGACCACAGGUCAUAAACCUGAAAUACAACAAACAAAUAAUGACAAUAUAUUAUUAAAAUAUAUAAUGUAAAUAUAUUAUUCAAAUAAUAUAAUGUAAAUAAUGAAAAUCAAAUAAGCCUGCAACACCAUCAAAAAUGUGGCAAAUCUGGCUUAAAACAACAUUGACUACAUCACCCAGAAUGCCUAGCGCCAGAGGAGCAUGCGCACAGUGACUCUGCCGUCACUGGUUUCUAUGGACGCUGUCACAGGACAUAGAACCCAUGCCACCACAUGCCUCGUCCAAAGGAUUUACAAACGCAACAACGCGGCACUCCACCAUGGAUCACCGAACCAAACCACCGCUAUCACCAUCGCCACCAGAAACCAGCAGAGUGCUCCGAACAAUCAGCACAACGCCAAUGGCUGAUAAUGAUAGCCUAAUGCUAUACAGCAUCUGGGUCGCUGAGCUACCGCACCCAGCGAGCCACAAGUUACUCUCGGCCAACUAACACCGACACAGUGAGGUAAACGUUCAGUGCUCAUACAUAUAAGUGACUUAAACAUUAAUGCUAGACUGUGAGUAGUUCGCAGUUACAUACCAACGGGCUGUGUGCUCCUGAUGAUUGUCUGCGGUGAAAUGAUUACCAGCUGCCAUAAUUUAAGUCUCUAGUGAAGCUGCACAUGCGCACAUAACGUAACAUAUCCGAGCAUCUAAGAAACUUAAAGAAAUCACUCGUUCCCCAUUUAAUUGAACACAUCAGACCCAUUUGCUUCUCUUUUAUCUAUUUAUAUAUAUGUUUUUUAUUUUUAUUUUCCUGAGUGAGCUAGAAGUCUCAACAGUGACUAUGGUCCCAGCUGCCUUGAGAUCAUUGACAAGAUCCUACCGUGUAAUUCUGGGCUGAUUCCUCACUGUUCUCAUGAUCAUUGCAACUCCACGAGUUGAGAUCUUGCAUGAAGCCCCAGGCUGAGGGAGAUUGACAGUUAUUUUGUGUUUCUUCCAUUUGCGAAUAAUCGCACCAACUGUUGUCACCUUCUCAUCAAGCUGCUUGGCGAUGGUCUUGUAGCCCAUUCCAGCCUUGUGUAGGUCUACAAUCUUGUCCCUGACAUCCUUGGAGAGCUCUUUGGUCUUGGCCAUGGUGGAGAGUUUGGAAUCUGAUUGCUUCUGUGGACAGGUGUCUUUUAUACAGGUAACAAGGUGAGAUUAGGAGCACUCCCUUUAAGAGUGUGCUCCUAAUCUCCGCUUGUUACCUGUAUAAAAGACACCUGGGAGCCAGAAAUCUUUCUGAUUCAGAGGGGGUCAAAUACUUAUUUCCCUCAUUAAAAUGCAAAUCAAUUUAUAACAUUUUUGACAUGCGUUUUUCUGGAUUUUGUUGUUGUUAUUCUGUCACUCACUGUUCAAAUAAACCUACCAUUAAAAUGAUAGACUGAUCAUGUCUUUGUCAGUGGGCAAAUGUACAAAAUCAGCAGGGGAUCAAAUACUUUUUUCCCUCACUGUAUAUGGUUGAAGUGCAGACUGUCAGCUUUAAUGUGAGAGUAUUUUCAUCUAUAUUGGGCAAACCGUUUAGAAAUUACAGCACUUUUUGUACAUAGACCCCCCAUUUUAGGGGACCAAAAGUAUACAAAUUCACUUAUAUGUAUUAAAGUAGUCAAAAGUUUAGUAUUUAAUCCCAUAUUCCUAGCACGCAAUGAUUACCCCCAAGACAUGCUAACCUCUCACCAUUACAAUAACAGGGGUUAGCAUUUUUUGGAAGAUAUGAUAUUUAUGUCACUAACUUUCUCACUCAUCAUUAUUUACGAUUCAUUCAGGAUUAUCCGUGAUCAUGGUAGCAUCCACAUUAGUGUAGAAGUGUUUAGAAAAAUAUUAUAUUCUUAUUUGCAAUAAAAGUGUCUCCAAAAUGACACUACAUUAUUUACCAUUCAUUUCUAUUAAAUCCAAAGUGCUGGAGUACAGAGCCAAAACAACAACAAAUGUGUCACUGUCCCAAUACUUUUGGAGCUCACUGUGUAUUCAUCUGUAGCCUAAUAAACUGCAUGCUUUCCCGUCAUAGUGGGAGGACCACACAACAUCAUCGCGUGACUAAACGUUUACUUGGAUAGGAUAGUUAUUAUAUCAAUAUUUGCGCAUUAUUAAUUUUACCGACAAACAAAGAUCUCACCUUGUCUAGCAUAUUUUUUUUGUCUAUUUGGAAAGCUUACCAACAAAUUUGCUGUUUCCAUCAGGCCUGUCGUGAUAUUUCUUAUCCGGCGUGCUUUAAAAGGUACUUUUCCCCUUAAGUUUACAUGUACCGAAUACACAUUGAAAGUUCCAUGUGUUGCCAUUGCAUUUUCAACUCUACCGAUAGUUUUGUCACAAACUAUUGCCUUAAAUUGUUAAUGUGCCAACUUGUGUCUUGGCAUGUGUGCUCUAGCCAACAGCUGGCAGAUACAUUGUGGGUAGGCUAGCCUACAUGAUGAGAUUAUUAUGGAUUAGAGCAAGAUUAUUUGUAUUUGUCAAACGGCAGCCAGGGAUCAAUCAUCAUGUCACCAGAAUAAGACCCUCAAUAUUUAAUUGGAAAGACGCAUCAAGGUUGGAUGGAAACCUGGUUAGUGAGUCAGUGGAAGUUACAAAUGAUUGCCCAGUAUCACAACAUGGAGAGGUGUUGUUCCUUUAGUGUGUGUAAUGGCGACGUGUGUGUUUUUCAGUUUGGUGCCCUCACACCCCUGGAGCCUCGCUUGGGGAAGAAGCUGAUUGAGCCCCUAACAAACCUCAUCCACAGGUGAGACACACACAGAGAUCCAACAACCAAUAUGGGUUUUGUUGAAUCCCUAUCACAAAAAGUUGUCUGAUGAAAAUAUUGACCUUCUGUCUAUCUCUACUCCUUUCCUUACCCUUUCUUCCUCUCACAGUACCUCGGCUAUGUCACUUCUAUAUGAAUGUGUCAACACUGUGAUAGCAGGUCAGUAUUCCACUUUUCACUUGUUCUUCUUGUAGCUAUAUUUAGUUGUCUGGUUAUCUGUGUGCUGGAUAGCCGUCCAUCUUCGUGAAGCUUGUGUAUAAACAGAAGACAUGGGCAGUGGAACCAAGCUAUUUUCUCAUUUAAAAAAAAAGAUAUACUCCUUGCCAUGUCUAUAAUCUCCAGUGGGGGCAGUUGUUUUGUUUGGGCCUUUGAUGUGCUACUGAGGAGGUUGUGUUGACUCAAUGCAGUUUGUUUUAUGUUAAGUGAAAACAUCACUGAGCUUUCAAGAUCACAGCUCUAACUGUGAACAUUUGUUUUUGACAAGUAUGAGAAGUUGUUGGCACAGCAGGAUUUGAUUGUGUUUGUCCUCUGUUGCAGUGUUGAUUUCCCUGUCCUCUGGGAUGCCCAAUCACAGUGCUAGUAUUCAGGUAAGUCCCAGACACCAGGUCCACUUUCCACUCUAGUUUGAUAUCAAUGCAUGUUUAAAUCUUCUUUGUUUUAUCAUCACAAGUCUCUCAGUAGAUGAACACCAACAGAUUGCGCAGGCUAGUGAAAUUGUGAUUUAAAGUGCAUCAGUUUCUGAUCUCCUAAAAUGUAUAGAAAUUCAUAAACUGUUCAAAUGACUUUAGCUGGGUUUUAUGGUUAUUGGUUUCACCCACUUUCUGUGAAUGUACAAAAUUGCUGUGCACAAAUGCCAAUAAUGGAGCUUGUUUGGAAAGGUUUAUAUUGAUAGUAAUGGCAUGUUCCCCUCUCUUCCUCCUCUCUCUCGCUCUCUCUCUCUCUCUCUCUCUCUCUCUCUCUCUCUCUCAGCUCUGUGUCCAGAAACUGCGAAUCCUAAUUGAAGACUCGGACCAGAACUGUGAGCCCUCUGUCAAUGCCUGCAGUGUGUCAUUCUCUCAUUGUCUGCGUGUUUCUGAGUAGCCACCCAUCUAGCUUACAGACAUCUAGAUCCCAAACUCUGGAUAACUCGACAUUUUGACCACUGCCCCAAAUGCGGGCCGGUUAAUAUUUCACUGUGCAUAGUUGCAAUUGUGACUAUGUCAAAAGGUAGGGUUUUGUCUUCACAUCCAUUUAUUAUACACCUCUACUUCAACAGGCUAUUUAGUUUCUAAACAUUCAGUAUAUUUGAGCAGUAAUUCAUCAGUCUAACAGCUUACAGCUAACAGUAAGUUAAACCAUCUACGAUCAUUAUGAUGCAGCUGGUGAUUCGAAUUAUCUGGGCACCUUAGUAGGUUGUGUUGUGUGUAGAUUAGACAUAUGUGGGCAGCUAUGUUUUGUUUUUAAUUGGAGUUCUCUAUACUGAUCCGUUUCGCUAGUUAGGAUCAUAACUUCAACAGGCUCUUGCCUUCUCUUGCUCCCAUCGACACCUUUUAAACUAUUAGUCUCAAACAUAGUACUGUUUACAGGGCUUCUCCUGACCUGCUCUGAUGAAACCAAGCCUGUAUCUGCACAGCGACAGCACUUUACAUCAAGGUCGCAUUCACACAUAUUGAUCCAUAAACCUGAUAUGCAGCUAUCUGUGCCGGAGGUAUCAACCGCUCCGAUAAUAAUCUGUUUAGUGUAUGUUUGCCUGAUUCAGCAACAAAAAAAAAGGUGUCUGUUAUCGGAUUAGUGCACUAUAGUUACAUCUACCUAUGACUCAAGUUGGUGGCAAAAAAACAAAACUUCCAUGUGUAUAUGUUGUCUCGUGUGAAUGUCUGUGUUCUCGCCAUCGUUCUGUUUGUUUGUAUUUUCCCUUUUUUUUUUUUUUUUUUAUUUCAUGUUUUGUAGAGAAAAUCAUAUAGAUGUGAAAAUAUCAGGUUGUCAGUCAGUAUGUUCCAUGCUAACAGAAUUGCGAGGAGACUCUGAUUUUUCACUUUAGAAUGUAUGCCAAACAAAAAACAUUGGUUUCAAAGUUUAACAAACCAUACAACUCUAUGCACAAUGACUACUUUGAACAAUUUACACAGUAAAUACAAAUAAAAAUAUACUGGUAACAGAAUUGCGGCAGAAUAUUCCUUUGUUUUAUUCUGUUACCAAACUUUGUACCUGCACAGUUCUUCCUAUAAAUGUGUUUUUGUAAAAUGUUCAGUGGGAUUGUUAAAAGUAGUCCUUGUGCAUAGAGUUCUAUAGUUUGUUAAAUGUUGAAAUCAAUGUUUUUUGUUUGGUAUAUAUUUGAAAGGGGGGCUGAACUUAGAGAUUUUGGUCUUGGAGGCGUGCUUUGGGUGUCGUGUGUGUGUUCAAACUUGGGAAGCGUUUGUACUUUCACUCUGCCAAAACAGUACACAGCGAGUCACUCACCCUUCUAGAUAACUUGAAACGGUCUACGCAGGUCUUGUGUCUGGAAGUAGCCUACACUAGGUAGCCAACUUCUUUCGCCAAUUAGCUUCAGCUGGCCGGUGUGCGACCGUGUCAAAAUUGGUUUGACUUUGGAUAGCCUAUCUCUGGGGCUAGUUGGGGACUGUCAAUAAAUUACACAAUCUAUGGGACAAUAUUUUCAUGUUGCACAUCUUUGUUGUCUCAUUAAUUGCUUUCAAUAUUUGUAUUUGAAUUUCUACAAUUUGUAGUUGGUUUGAGGUUUUUAAGUCAUUGAAAUUUGGAGCUAUAGAAUUUAAAUAUAUAUAUUGUCCCAUGUACGUUGUGUAAUUUACUGAUGGUUAGCCGCAUAGGGAUAUCGAAUGUCAAACCAAAUUGACCAUUGGCAUUACGAUCGGGACGCGUGCAGCUGCGCUCGGAAUUGAUGAUUACUUGGGUGCUGUGGGCAUGUCGGCAGGAUUGAAAUAAACCCAACCCGAGGAAUACUGUUACGGUACCCUUAAUUCCGGGAUUUAGCAUUCGUAAUUAUCUCGCAAAUCUCUGUUUUAGGACGAGACUGUCUUUAUGACCAAAAUGUAUCCUAUUUACACUUUGUAGUCAAUUUUGACAGUAACAUAAAUAUUUCGGACUAAUAUCGAUGCCACAUAGGCCGUUUCCUACCAGAGAAGUUGUUUAUUGCCUUCAAAGGGAAAAAUCUGAUUCUCAACGUAAUUAUAUAAUAAAUAUAUAAAACAGGCAUUCAGAAUAGUGAUAAUGGCCUACAGUAAUUACUCUGUAAUGUAAUCAGUAAGUGAGGUUUCAGUGGAUAAGAGCAGAUAGUGGACCGUCAAAGAGAGAUGCAGUGCAUUCGGAAAGUAUUCCGACCGCUUGACUUUUUCCACAUUUUGUUACAUAAGUAUUCAGACCCUUUACUCAGUACUUUGGGCCCUGUGUAGCUCAGUUGGUAGAGCAUGGCGUUUGCAACGCCAGGGUUGUGGGUUCGAUUCCCACGGGGGGCCAGUAUGAAAGAAAAUAGGAAAAAAAUGCUCCUUUGGCAGUGAUUACAGCCUUGAGUCUUCUUGGGUAUGACGCUACAAGUUUAGCACACCUGUAUUUGGGGAGUUUCUCCCAUUCUUCUCUGCAGAUCCUCUCAAGCUCUGUCAGGUUGGAUGGGGAGCGUCACUGCACAGCUAUUUUCAGGUCUUUCCAGAGAUGUUCGAUCGGGUUCAAGUCCGGGCUCUGGCUGGGCCACUCAAGGACAUUCAGAGACUUGUCCCGAAGCCACUCCUGAGUUGUCUUGGCUGUGUGCUUAGGGUCAUUGUCCUGUUGGAUGGUGAACCUUUGCCCCAGUCUGAGGUCCUGAGUGCUCUGGAGCAGAUUUUCAUCAAGGAUCUCUCUGUACUUUGCUCUAUUAAUCUUUCCCUCGAUCCUGACUAGUCUCCCAGUCCCUGCCGCUGAAAAACAUCCCCACAGCAUGAUGCUGCCACCACCAUGCUUCACCGUAGGGAUGGUGCUAGGUUUCCUCCAGACGUGACGCUUGGCAUUCAGGCCAAAGAGUUCAAUCCUGGUUUCAUCAGACCAGAGAUUCUUGUUUCUCAUGGUCUGAGAGUCUUUAGGUGCCUUUUGGCAAACUCCAAGCGGGCUGUCAUGUGCCUUUUAGUGAGGAGUGGCUUCUGUCUGGCCACUACCAUAAAGACCUGAUUGGUGGAGUGCUGCAGAGAUGGUUGUCCUUCUGGAGCUCUGUCAGAGUGACCAUCGGGUUCUUGGUCAUCUCCCUGACCAAGGCCCUUCUCCCCCGAUUUCUCAGUUUGGCCGGGCAGCCAGCUCUAGGAAGAGUCUUGGUGGUUCCAAACUUCUUCCAUUUAAGAAUGAUGGAGCCCACUGUGUUCUUGGGGACCUUCAAUGCUGCAGAAUGUUUUGGUACCAUUCCCCAGAUCUGUGCCUGACACAAUACUGUCUCGGAGCUCAACAGACAAUUCCUUCGACCUCAUAGCUUGGUUUUUGCUCUGACAAGCACUGUCAACUGUGGGACCUUAUGUCCAAUCAAUUACAUUUUCCAAAGGUGGACUCCAAUCAAGUUGUAGAAACAUUUCAAGGAUGAUCAAUGGAAACAGGAUGUACCUGAGCUCAAUUUUGAGUCUCAUAGCAAAGGGUCUGAAUACUUAUGUAAAUAAGGUAUUUCUGUUUUUUAUAUUUAAUAAAUGUGCAAACAUUUCUAAAAUCCUCUUUUUACUUUGUCAUUAUGGGGUAUUGUGUGUAGAUUGAUGAGGACAUUUUUAUUAUUUAAUCCAUUUUAGAAUAAGGCUGUAACGUAACAAUGUGGAAAAAGUCAAGGGGUCUGAAUACUUUCCGAAUGUGCUGUAGACAUUCAAGCGAUUUAGGGUGACAAAUAUACCUAUUGUUCCCUAAGACUGGGAGGCAGGCUAAGAUAAUGUAUACUACGGAGUGUAAAGGCAUGAUGUAUGGCUCGUAGACCAGUCUCCAUAGUGCAGAACGGCUAAUCUAGUGCAUGGGGAAGUAUAGUAGAAGGCCCUGUGUAUAGUGCCCAGGCCACUGAGUGUGUUGUCUCUGUUCAUAGUGAAGUACCUGGGCCUGCUGGCCAUGUCCAAGAUACUGAAGACUCAUCCCAAGUCUGUCCAAUCCCACAAGGACCUCAUCCUUCAGUGUCUGGAUGACAAGGACGAGUCCAUCCGCCUGAGGGCUCUAGACCUGCUCUACGGCAUGGUGCUUGUCACUGUCAUAACACAUAGUCAUCGAAUACACAAUGACCCUAACCCCAUGUCUUCACCACCUAUAUCUACUCAUGGGGAAAUGCCUUAAGCUCAAAAACCUAAUUUUCAUGUAUAGCCUAAUGCCUCCCUGAUCACAGUACAGUUUCUGAUCUCCCCAUGGCUCUGUUUCUCAUUGACUAUUUAUUGGUGUGGUCCCAGGUGUCCAAGAAGAACCUGAUGGAGAUAGUGAAGAAGCUGAUGCUGCACGUGGACAAAGCAGAGGGAACCACUUACAGAGACGAGCUGCUCACCAAGAUCAUCGACAUCUGCAGCCAGAGCAACUACCAGUACAUCACCAACUUUGAAUGGUCAGCACAACUUACUGGCAGGGCCAAUAUAUUUUAGAUUCAUACUUUCAUUACACACUUUUAAACUCAUACUUUCUGUGAGUUUGAGUUUCCAUGUGUCUCAAGUAGCGUUGAAAGGCUCACCGAGUCAAAACGCAUUGCAGUAAUGCUUCUUGCUGUCAAUUAUCAACAUUUCACUGAAGUUUUUGCAUCGUUCUGGCCCCCUACUUGUCUUAUUUUUUGGGGGAUUACCUGCCAUUUAGGGGCCUACCUUCCACUUACUUUCUCACCUGUCUCUCAGGUACAUCAGUCUAACCGUCUGUCUCUGUGUCCAUCUCUCAGGUACAUCAGUAUCCUGGUGGAGUUGACCCGUCUAGAGGGCACGCGGCACGGCCACCUCAUCGCCUCCCAGAUGCUGGACGUAGCCAUCCGGGUGAAGGCCAUCCGAGCCUUCGCUGUGGCCCAGAUGGCUGCUCUGCUGGACAACGCCCACCUGCUGACCGGCAACACACAGCACAACGGCAUCUGUGAGGUGCUGUACGCCGCCGCCUGGAUCUGUGGAGAGUUCUCAGAGUAUGUAUUCAUCCAUUCCUCUUCUACAAGAACACGUGCGCACACAUACACUUUUUAGCAAGACUGUUUUACACUAAGUCAAACUAGCUCAAAUCAGGCCAGUUCAGCCCUGUAUCAUUGGCUUAUCCCUCAUCCUGUACCAUCCUAUCUCCCCCCAGACACCUGGAGGAUCCCAUGGCGACCCUGGAAGCCAUGCUGCGGCCCAAGGUGGCCACCCUGCCGGGCCACAUCCAGGCUGUGUACGUGCAGAACGCUGCCAAGCUGUUUGCUACGGUGCUGCGCGGCCAGGAGGGGGCGCCAGCGGACAGCAAGGUGACCCAGGAGACCAGCCAGCUGCUCAUUGACAGGCUGCCUGUGUUUGUCCAGAGCGCCAACCUGGAGGUGCAGGAGAGGGUGAGUCACACAGCUAACCUCGGUUAACCUCAGGGGGCUAUUGGCCGUUUGAAAGGAGAAUACCUUUUCCAGUAUGCUUCUCUCUCUGUGCUCCCCUCCCCAGGCCUCCUGCAUCCUGCAGCUGGUGAAGUACAUCCAGAAGCUGCAGCAGAAGGACGUGGAGGUGGCUGAGGAGGUGACUGCUCUGUUUGCUGGAGAGCUCAACCCUGUGGCCCCCAAGGCACAGAAGAAAGUGCCGGUUCCUGAAGGGUCAGUCUGCCUGCCGCUCUCCCCUACUCACAAUUUAAGCUUAUAGUGAUACACAACAUCAGAAAUAUAUUUUAUAGUAUUACACUGAACAAAAAUAUAAACACAACAUAUAAAGUGUUGGUCUAAUGUUUCAUGAGCUGAAAUAAAAUAACCCAGACAUUUUCCAGAUGCACAAAAAGCUUAUUUCUCUCAAAUUUGUUUAAAUCCCUGUUAGUGAGCAUUUCUCCUUUGCCAAGAUAAUCCAUCCACCUAACAGUUGUGGCAUAUCAAGAAGCUGAUUAAACAGCAUGAUCAUUACACAGGUGCACCUUGUGCUGGGGACAAUAAAAGGCCACUCUAAAAUGUGCAGUUUUGUCACACAAUGCCACAGAUGUCUAAGUUUUGAGGGAGCGUGCAAUUGGCAGGCUGACUGCAGGAAUGUCCACCAGAGCUGUUGCCAGUAAUUUAAUGUUCACAUCCAACCGGCCUAACAACCGCAGACCAUGUGUAACCACGCCAACCCAGGACCUCCACAUCUGGCUUCUUCACCUGGGGGAUCGUCUGAGACCAGCCACCCGGACAGCUGAUGAAACUGUGGGUUUGCCCAACCGUAUAAUUUCUGCACAAACUGUUAGAAACAACCUCAGUGAAUCUCAUCUGCGUGCUCGUCGUCCUCACCAGGGUUUUGACCUGACUGCAGUUCGGCGUCAUAACCGACUUCAUAUCAUAUCAAAUCAAAUCAAAUUUUAUUUGCCACAUGCGCUGAAUACAACAGGUGUAGACAUUACCGUGAAAUGCUUACUUACAGCCCUUAACCAAAAAUGCAUUUAUUUUUUAAUAAAGUAAAAUAAAACAACAACAACAAAAAAGUGUUGAGAAAAAAAGAGCAGAAGUCAAAUAAAAUAACAGUAGGGUGGCUAUAUACAGGGGGGUACCGGUGCAGAGUCCACAAUCAUCUCCUUUGCCUUGGUCACAUUGAGGGAGAGGUUGUUAUCCUGGCACCACACGGCCAGGUCUCUGACCUCCUCCCUAUAGGCUGUCUCAUCGUUGUCGGUGAUCAGGCCUACCACUGUUGUGUCGUCGGCAAACUUAAUGAUGGUGUUGGAGUCAUGCCUGGCCAUGCAGUCAUGGGUGAACAUGGUGUACAGGAGGGGACUGAGUACGCACCACUGAGGGGCCCCCGUGUUGAGGAUCAGCGUGGCAGAUGUGUUGUUACCUACCCUUACCACCUGGGGGCGGCCCGUCAGGAAGUCCAGGAUCCAGUUGCAGAGGGAGGUGUUUAGUCCCAGGAUCCUUAGCUUAGUGAUGAGCUUUGAGGGCACUAUGGUGUUGAAUGCUGAGCUGUAGUCAAUGAAUAGCAUUCUCAAUUGCAUUGUGUCGAUGGCAAUUUGAAUGCACAGAGAUACAGUGACGAGAUCCUGAGGCCCAUUGUCAUUAAACCACUUUCAUCAUCUCAUGUUUCAGCAUGAUAGUGCACGGACCCAUGUCGCAAGGAUAUGUACACAAUUCCUGGAAGCUGAAAAUGUCCCAGUUCUUCCAUACUCACCAGACUUGUCACCCAUUGAGCAUGUUUGGGAUGCUGUGGAUCGACUGGUACGACAGCUUGUUCCAGUUCCUGCCAAUAUCCAGCAACUUCACACAGCCAUUGAAGAGGAGUGGGAUAACAUUCCACAGGCCACAAUCAACAACUCUAUGCGACUCUAUGCGAAGGAGAUGUGUCGCGCUGAAUGAGGCAAAUGGUGGUCACACCAGAUGCUGACUGGUUUUCUGAUCCACGCCCCUACAUAAAAAAAAAAAAGGUGUCUGUGACCAACAGAUGCAUAUCUGUAUUCCCAGUCAUGUGCAAUCCAUAGAUUAGGGCCUAAUUAAUUGAUUUCAAUUGAUUGAUUUCCUUUAUAUGAACUGUAAUUCAGUAAAAUCUUUGAAAUUGUUGCAUUUUGCGUUUAUAUAUUUUUUCAAUGUACUUUAUGCAGCCCAUUAGACAAUUUUAGAUAAUGCAAGGUAGCUUUGUUGUAUACACUGUCUGUAACCAAGUUUCCAUCCACAGUUUUUAUGCGAGUUAAGUCAUACCGUAUAUACAAAUUAAAAAAACUGGAUGAUUCAGUACAAUUUUAUAAACAGAGAAUGUAUUGUCUUGGUUUUGUCCCCAGUCUGGACCUGGAUGCGUGGAUCAAUGAGCCUCCGUCUGGGAGUGAGUCUGAGGAUGAGGGCAGGAAGUCCAAGGGCAAGGCUGUAUUUGCCAAGGAGGAGUCCAGACACACCAAGCCACGCUACACUGAGGUGGACGAGAAGGAACUGGCCAAGGUAAGAUGGGAAUUUACAAGCCAAUAAUCGCUGCUGUAUACGCAUUGAGAUACAAGCUCCUCAAUUCUUUCAACAGUUGAUCUGUUGCUGAUGUUAAAUCUUUGGUGAUGCUAAAACAAUCAGACACUGAAGAGGUACACAGGUACACACCACAUCAUUUUCAUAUGACUGACUUGAUACUGUUUCUCCCUCCAGAGGAGAGAAGUAAGGAAGGCCGAGCAGGCCAACAACCCCUUCUACAUCAAGGCCUCCCUGUCCUCUCAGAAGGUACGCCCUGCAUCAUCACCCAAUCGGCAGCUAGUCUUAUUUGUUAACCUGACUCUUACAGAAAUGUAAUUAAUUACACAUUUCAAACCACUUGAAUAUACUUCCAUCUAAAUAUGAUAAUUUAACCAGUGCGUCAAUCUAAGUUACAUAACAAAAAAAUCCCCAUCAAAAUCCAUCAGUUUAAGCUAGAGAUAUGUUUUUUUGCAUUGGAUGCGUCUCAAUCCACCUACGUCACACUUCCGCAUCUGCUGUGAAAGAUGGCAGAGCUAGAGCGGUGUUUGUCAGACCAUGAGACAUCCAGAAAAUCGGUCUUCUCAUGUUAUGACCACUCUAUGGAAAGGGGAGACUCUCAUGAACACGAUGGUUUUUGUCUACGACCCCCACAAGUGUCAGGAGACUCGUCUGAAGUCGGUACCGUCGAUGUGCCAACUUCUGUUUGGUAGCGUCCGAACAGUUUGGGCUACAAACUAAAGGGACCCCCACUAUGGAAAGGGGAGACUCUCACGAACACAAGUGUCACGGGACUCGUCUGGAGGUAAUCGGUACCAGUUUAAAUAAACAAAUGGAAGUAUGAAGGUAGUUUUGUGCCUACCCAAAAUAAAUGGUUAAAUAUGUGUACAAAAAAUUUAUAAUAAUAUAUAUAUAUUUACGGAUUAUUAUUUUUUAUAUUUUUAUAAAUAUCCUAGAUUUAGGACAGACACUUCAAAACCUUGUUUCUUAUUAUUCAUUUUUUGACUGUUCUUUUAGCCAUUUAUGAAUGUUAUUCAAUGCGUUUCUAUGGUCUUUAGUAGUAAAGGCCAAAAUCAAUAUUUGAUCAACCAUUUUUUGUUAUAAAAAAACAUAUCUAAAGGGGUCCUAAAAUUCAAUAUCAAAUAGCUAAAUGAUCAAUAGUAUGACCAACUUAAAAACAAUUCCAUGUCUGCUUAGCACCCCCCUCUCCGAAGGUCUUAGACUAAAUCAUUAUAUUGACUAGAAGCCUUUGUUCUUUUAUGUUAUAUGCCAUUCACAUCCCUAUGUUAUAGUUCCUGUGUUUUAAGAUGUGUGUGUGUGUGUGUGUGUGUGCAGGUGUACCAGGAUGCUGUUGGUGUGGAGCACAUUCCAGUGGUGCAGAUUGACCUCAGUGUGCCUCUCAAAGUCCCAGGUCAGUUCCUCUGGCCACUACACUAUAAACUACUGAUUUCAAUGUACAGUGUAUCAGUCAGUGGUUCUGCAAACAGGACUCUGUAUCCAAACCUAACCCAUCUCCCUCUUUCUCUCUUCACCUCUGUCAUAACUAAUCCCCUCUUCUGUACAUCUUUCUCUCUCGCCUCUUUCUGUGUAAUAACUUGACCCCACUUCCUCUUUCUGUGUAAUAACUUGACCCCACUUCCUCUUUCUUUCUCUUUCUUCCUUUCUCCCUCCCGUUGGGUUUAGGGAUGCCAAUGUCAGACCAGUAUGUGAAGCUGGAAGAGGAGCGUCGGGAGAAAAACAAGGCAGACAGGAAGAAGAAGGACAAGAAGAAGAGGAGGGAGAAGGGCCGCCGGAGGAGGGGGGACUCGGGCCCAGAGAGCGAGGAGGACAUCACCCCUGCACACAUGGUGGACAUCGUCACUGAGGAGAUGCCAGAGGUACAGUAGGCCAGGCUGAGAUGCCAGGCAGGGAUGCCAGGGGUACAGUAAGCCAGGCAGAGAUGCCAGGGGGUAGAGUCAUGGGGUAGAGGCCAGGAACUUUCAUAGGUGGUUCAGAGUGUUGCAGAUAAUAGAAAUGUGGCAUACCUUUGAUAAUAAUUGCAUAUGCAAGGAUGUUAUUUUGCUCUGUCACUAACUCCAUUCUCUUGCUGUCUCAGAAUGCCUUGCCCAGUGAUGACGAUGACAAAGAUCCUAACGACCCCCACAAAGCUUUGAACAUCGACCUGGACAAGUGAGUUCACUCAUCAUCACUGACCUCUCUCUGUAUUACAGAUGUCCACUAAUGGAUUAGUAUGAAAGCGAAGGCUAUAUAACCUGGCUGUGCUAUUAUCUAUUCUGUGGGGGUGUAUAAUCUCUUCCUGGCUCCACUGAUGAGAGGCUGGUGCUGUGCUGGACUGGCCCUCUUCAUCCUCACACACUCCCUCUCACUGUGUUGUGCUCUGCUCUGUGGUUCUUUCCCUCGGUGUCUCUCUCUUAUGCACACACACACACCUCUAUCCCCUUGACUGCGCAGUUUGCUGGUGGCAUCUCGCAGGUGAGUACCUUCUCAGCCUCAGGAGAAGCCCCGUCUGGGCUGGACUCUAGUCUCUCUCUCUCUCUCUCUCUCUCUCUCUCUCUCUCUCUCUCUCUCUCUCUCUCACACUCACACUCACACUCACACUCACACUCACUCACUCACUCACUCACUCACUCACUCACUCACUCACUCACUCACUCACUCACUCACUCACUCACUCACUCACUCACUCACUCACUCACUCUAGCUCUCUCUCUCGCUCUCUCUCUCUCUCUCUCUAGCUCUCUGUCUCUGUCUCUCUCUCUCUCUCUCUCUCUCUAGCUCUCUGUCUCUGUCUCUCUCUCUCUGUGUCUCUCUCCUCUCUCUCUCUCCUCUCUCUCUCUAUCUCUCUCGGCAUGAUGUGACUUUACAGUUUGAAGUUUGAUCCUUCUUUUCAACAACACUCUCCUCUUGCUCACCCCUACUCCAUUUGAAACCUUCUACAAGCUCAUUUCAGAAUAUCAGCAUUCCCUCCAUACAAAACUCUGUUAAUGUGCCCACAUUGUGGCUGGAGACGAAGAAAAGCGCUCUCACUUCUCACGAACAUAAACAGAUUGAUGUGAUAAGAUGAGAGUUUCUAGAUUUCUCAGUGGAACUGCUGAUUUUCUCAAGUCAUGACUCAAUCACCAUUACUGCUCAUGGACGACUACUGUUUUUACUAGUCAAAUCCUCACCCAAUCCAUGUCUGAGUAUGGUUACAAUGCGAUUGUUGUGGAUAGUCAGGUUAAUAUAAUAGUUUGAUUAAAACGUUUACAUGCUUUGCAAGGAGAACAAUUUCACUAAUAAUCCUGUUUACAUGGACACAUCUGAUAUCAGGCUACCUGAUGGCACGCUGAUAAAUGCAGAAAAUCUCCAGUCAAAAUAAAUGUUCUACCACAGCGACCGUUCUGAGUUCGGACAUAUAAAGUUUGUAUGUGAAAACUACUUCUAAGACACAUACAUUCAGUUGUUCCGAACUCACUUCACUCGCGCUAAAGAGGGAGGCUCGCUCAGCUGGUGCUAGCACAUGAGCAGAUCAAAUACACUGCUAGAACGCCGAUUACGGUGUUUACAUGUCCUAAUAAUUCGAAAGAUUCCUCAGAAAACCAGGUGUUUUUAAUCGGCGUAUGCUUACUUUGAUUUUGACCUUACACCGAUUUUAAGAUAAGCAGGGUAGGGUGUUUACAUGACUAUUGCAUAAUCUGCCUACUGCCAUAAUCAGUUUAAUAUAGAAUUAUUACUGUGCAUGUAAACGUACUCAGUUACAGAGGCAUCAAUCCAAUUCUGAUAUUGGAUAAACCUGUUAAUGGGGGUCUCCCUCCAGACCUCCCAGCUCUGCCUGAGGAAUGGCUUUGAAGGUUUAUGCUGAGGAAGUUUGUGUUUGAGAUAUCAUGCACCUGAGUGGAGUGGAUGGGUUUGUCUCAACUAGCUUCCUUUCAUAAUCUCCUUUCCUUCACUGGCAUUGAUAAGUGAAUAGACUGGAUAGGUUCUCACCAUGCUGCUUUUAACUUGUAUUUUCCUCCCAGAUCAGUGGUCAUAGAGGAAAGGAGGCUAGUUAAGACUAUUGAGACAGCCAAUGGCUAUAGUUUGACCAGAAUCACCAUGUACACCCAGGGCUGUGGUUUUAUGCGUUUCCUCUGUGCUCUCAGGCCCCUGGCAGACAGUGAGAAGAAGCUGCCAGUCAGGACACACCGUCCCGAUGAGGUCCUCAAGAGCCCCGUAGAGGACGGGGAGGGGUUGGAGGUCGCUUCAGAGCCCAAGAAGAAGAGCGGGAAGGAGAAGAAGGAUAAGGACAAGGAGAGGAAGGUGAGGCCCUGUUCUUUAUUUCUUUAGAAUAUUUUUCAUAUUUUUGACGUCUCUGUUAUUUGUGACCUUAUUGUCUUGAGGAGUGUUUUUGUUGUCAUUGUAGAAGGGUAAAGAGAUGAAGAAGAAUAAGAAGAAGAAGAAACACAAACAAGAGGAAGGGGAGGAUCUUAUGGAGGCUGGGUCAGAGGAACCUGUCCAAUCAGAAGUGACCAACGAUGUGGCAGCCCAGCCUCCUGCCUCCACACCAGAGGUAUGACAUCACAAAGGGAGGGACUACCUUUUUUACAGGGACAAGAUUUGCACAAUGUCAUUCUGUGUAGGGUAUUUUGACACUCCUGUUAUUCAUCAACAUCUAUUGAAGAAUGAAGACUGACACUAAAUCAUUUUAAACUAAACUAAGAAUUUGAUUGAAUUACAUUUAUAUAAGCUUAAAUAUUUUGAUUUCCCAAAAAUGUCAAGUUUAGAUAAUCUGUCAAGCAAACACAUUUCUUUGAUCAUUUUCAUUUAUCAAACAUUGUCAUUGCUUCUUUCAAGCCCCCUCACCAUCCUAUCAGCAAUAAAGAUUAAAUCAAGUAUCAAUCAGUAUUUGUUCUAAGAUUGUAGUAUGUGUAGUCUCUCUCUUGAAAUACUUGAUUUAUUCAUGAAAAUAACCGUGUAAUCUCUGUAUCCAUUUUCAUGAAGAGGUAGCACUAAAAUGUUUAUCCUCUACCCCCUCCCCCAUCACUCUCGCUCCCUCUCCCUCUCCCACUGUUCUAGGCUUCGGAUCUGGAUUUCUGGCUCUCAAAUGCUCCAGUGCCCUCUAACCCUCAGGUUGAGUUCCCCUCUCUCUCUCUUAGUCGCUCCUUGUCCUUGUUGUCAUUUAUUUGUGUUCUAACAGUACCUCUCCAUCUAUUCUCUGCUCUCGUCUGAUCCUCCUCGCCAUGCGUGGUUCUUUCUUUCCUACCAUCCACUCUUCUCUUCUUUCACCCUCUCUUUCACAGGUCAUGUAACCCUACUUUCGUUGUCUGUUCUUCUGCCUGUGUGUUUCUUAGUGUUGGUUCUCUCUUUUGGUUUUGCUCUGUGUGUCUGUUUCUCGUCAGUGUUGUUGUCAAGUUCAGGGGCCUCAGGGUCUGGAAUCUUGCUGACAGUUCUUGUUGUUCCAGUCAAACCAAUGCAGCAGUAGCAUAGCUCUUCGUGUGUAGUAUGACUACGUAUAGACAGUGUUUUUGACUACAUACUGACUGAGUGCGUGUAACUGCAGACAACCGCUCUAGCCCAGAGCAGCUGUCAGACCAGGUGGAAGACUAAUGACAAUGGUACAGUAUUCAGUUUAAAGUUAGACUAGGUCAUAAAGUUUAGCUCUGUGACCACACACUCUCUGUCCUCUGUUAUGAACUACUGUAUGGGACUGUUUCAAGCAGAAUCUGAUCAUUAGAUAUACAUUGUUUUGGGGCUCUGCAUGUUGAGAAAUGUAUCAGGAACUUUGUUUACACCACACCAACUGUCUGCCCUCAGGAAAUAAGCUACGUCUAGCAGUCACCCAAACAUGACUUCACAGUUCACACAUCCUGUUAGAACAUGUUUCUGUAUUUCUGUUUUUUGAACUGGUUUGAGUCUAUUUAUUGUUCCACUAAAGCACAGAUGUGAAGGGAUCCUAUCGACAAUGGGUCCAUUGGAACAAUGUCAGCAUUUUGAGAACUUCUUAACAACAAACAAAUGACUACAACUAACCCAAACUACUACUACCUGUACUUGUAUAUGAUCAAUAAAUGACAAUGUGUGUUGUAUGUCAAUAAUCAUCCUAAAUGUGUCCAUACUAUGUAUGUGGUGACAGGAGGCAGCAGCAGUAACGGACGCUCCCCCUGCCUCCACCCCUGAGGUGGCUUCUAGUGUGGCUGCGAUGGCACCAGACUCUGAACCUGAAGAGACUGUGAGUCACUCCACUCUGCUGAUGAUGUCAUAAUCACGAGACAGAAACCUUAGCUGUUACUAAGGAUAAUUUUUAUUUUGUGUGUGUAAGAUUUUAUUUGAUAUUUUAUAAACAAUACAAAACAUACAAACGAAAGCAUCAUUCAUUUCUAAGGAUUCUACAUUAAAGACUAGCGCAACAGGAUACUGUAUUUUGACAGAUCUUGUCUGAGCACUUCACCUUUGGAAACUCUCCCUCCCUCUUUCUGAAUAGACUGCCCUCUACAUCAUCCCCUGCUUGUUUCCCUCUCAGAAAUCCUCCAAGCACAAGAAGAAGAAGCAGAAAAAGGAGGAGAAGGACAAGAAAAAGAAGAAGAAGCACCACCAUCAUCAUCACCAUAGUGAUGGAUCCGGAGACGAGUCUGUGCAGAACGGCACGGUGGAGGAGGAGGAGCCUCUGCCGGUCAGUAACCAAUCACCUUUCAUUCUGUCCACGCAGUCCAAUCCCUGUCCACUGGACGUUCAAGUCAUAAAUGCAGUACUGUCCGUAUAAAUCUACCCUUUCAUUGUAUGGUUUUGUCAAAACUUCCCAACCUUCACCCAUUGAUUUGACACAAGUAUGUCAAGUAUGAAGUGUUUAUACACUCCCUAUCUCAAAUAGCAUAUAUACAGAAUCCAGACCUGGGACUGGUUCCCUUGUUUGCAUAUUGAGUGACAAGCGAGAACUGACCAGACUCUUCUCUCGUUAAAGCCCAUGUCCAAUUACGCCCUGCUGGCUGAGAACUCCUACAUCAAGAUGGUGAGUGUGAUGGAGGGAGACGCUUGGGUCCACUGGAGAAGUAUACUAUUGUUGUGAACUGGGAGGAGUCAUUGUAACAUAUAUAUAUACAGUGGGGGAAAAAAGUAUUUAGUCAGCCACCAAUUGUGCAAGUUCUCCCACUUAAAAAGAUGAGAGAGGCCUGUAAUUUUCAUCAUAGGUACACGUCAACUAUGACAGACAAAUUGAGAGAGAAAAAAUCCAGAAAAUCACAUUGUAGGAUUUUUAAUGAAUUUAUUUGCAAAUUAUGGUGGAAAAUAAGUAUUUGGUCACCUACAAACAAGCAAGAUUUCUGGCUCUCACAGACCUGUAACUUCUUCUUUAAGAGGCUCCUCUGUCCUCCACUCGUUACCUGUAUUAAUGGCACCUGUUUGAACUUGUUAUCAGUAUAAAAGACACCUGUCCACAACCUCAAACAGUCACACUCCAAACUCCACUAUGGCCAAGACCAAAGAGCUGUCAAAGGACACCAGAAACAAAAUUGUAGACCUGCACCAGGCUGGGAAGACUGAAUCUGCAAUAGGUAAGCAGCUUGGUUUGAAGAAAUCAACUGUGGGAGCAAUUAUUAGGAAAUGGAAGACAUACAAGACCACUGAUAAUCUCCCUCGAUCUGGGGCUCCACGCAAGAUCUCACCCCGUGGGGUCAAAAUGAUCACAAGAACGGUGAGCAAAAAUCCCAGAACCACACGGGGGGACCUAGUGAAUGACCUGCAGAGAGCUGGGACCAAAGUAACAAAGCCUACCAUCAGUAACGCACUAUGCUGCCAGGGACUCAAAUCCUGCAGUGUCCCCCUGCUUAAGCCAGUAAAUGUCCAGGCCCGUCUGAAGUUUGCUAGAGUGCAUUUGGAUGAUCCAGAAGAGGAUUGGGAGAAUGUCAUAUGGUCAGAUGAAACCAAAAUAGAACUUUUUGGUAAAAACUCAACUCGUCGUGUUUGGAGGACAAAGAAUGCUGAGUUGCAUCCAAAGAACACCAUACCUACUGUGAAGCAUGGGGGUGGAAACAUCAUGCUUUGGGGCUGUUUUUCUGCAAAGGGACCAGGACGACUGAUCCGUGUAAAGGAAAGAAUGAAUGGGGCCAUGUAUCGUGAGAUUUUGAGUGAAAACCUCCUUCCAUCAGCAAGGGCAUUGAAGAUGAAACGUGGCUGGGUCUUUCAGCAUGACAAUGAUCCCAAACACACCGCCCGGGCAACGAAGGAGUGGCUUCGUAAGAAGCAUUUCAAGGUCCUGGAGUGGCCUAGCCAGUCUCCAGAUAUCAACCCCAUAGAAAAUCUUUGGAGGGAGUUGAAAGUCCGUGUUGCCCAGCGACAGCCCCAAAACAUCACUGCUCUAGAGGAGAUCUGCAUGGAGGAAUGGGCCAAAAUACCAGCAACAGUGUGUGAAAACCUUGUGAAGACUUACAGAAAACGUUUGACCUGUGUCAUUGCCAACAAAGGGUAUAUAACAAAGUAUUGAGAAACUUUUGUUAUUGACCAAAUACUUAUUUUCCACCAUAAUUUGCAAAUAAAUUCAUAAAAAAUCCUACAAUGUGAUUUUCUGGGGAAAAAAUCUCAAUUUGUCUGUCAUAGUUGACGUGUACCUAUGAUGAAAAUUACAGGCCUCUCUCAUCUUUUUAAGUGGGAGAACUUGCACAAUUGGUGGCUGACUAAAUACUUUUUUCCCCCACUGUAUAUAAUACAGUCCAUUCGGAAAGUAUUCAGACCCCUUCCCUUUUUCCACGUUUUGUUAUGUUACAGCCUUAUUCUAAAAUUGAUUAAAUAAUUGUUUCCCCUCAUCAAUCUACACACAAUACCCCAUAAUGACAAAGUGAAAACAGGUUUUUAGAAAUAUUUGCAAAUGUAUUAAAUAUUAAAAACAGAUACCUUAUUUACAUAAGUAUUCAGUCCCUUUGCUAUGAGACUCGAAAUUGAGCUCAGGUGCAUCCUGUUUCCAUUGAUAAUCCUUGAUGUUUCUACAACUUGAUUGGAGUCCACCUGUGGUAAAUUCAAUUAAUUGGACAUGAUUUGGAAAGGCACACACCUGUCUAUAUACGGUCCCACAGUUGACAGUGCAUGUCAGAGCAAAAACCAAGCUAUGAGGUCAAAUAAAUUAUCCGUACAGCUCCGAGACAGGAUUGUGUCGAGACACAGAUCUGGGGAAUGGUACGAAAAAAUGUCUGCAGCAUUGAAUGUCCCCAAGAACACAGUGGGCUCCAUCAUUCUUAAAUGGAAGAAGUUUGGAACCACCAAGACUCUUCGCUGAGCUGGCCGCCCGGCCAAACUGAGCAAUCGGGGGAGAAGGGUCUUGGUCAGGGAGGUGACCAAGAACCUGAUGGUCGCUCUGACAGAGCUCCAGAGUUCCUCUGUGGAAAUGGGAGAACCUUCCAGAAGGACAAACAUCUCUGCAGCACUCCACCAAUCAGGCCUUUAUGGUAGAGUGCCAGAUGGAAGCCACUCCUCAGUAAAAAGCACGUGACAGUCUGCUUGGAGUUUGCCAAAAGGCACCUAAAGGACUCUGACCAUGAGAAACAAGAUUCUCUGGUCUGAUGAAACCAAGAUUGAACUCUUUGGCCUGAAUGCCAAGCAUCACGUCUGGAGGAAACCUGGCACCAUCCUUACGGUGAAGCAUGGUGAUGGCAGCAUCAUGCUGUGGGGAUGUUUUUCAGUACUGAGUAAAGGGUAUGAAUACUUAUAUAAAUGUGAUAUUUCUAAAAACCUGUUUUUGCUUUGUCAUUAAUGGGUAUUGUGUGUAGAUUGAUGAGGGGGAAAAAACAAUUGAAUCAAUUUUAGAAUAAGGCUGUAACGUAACAAAAUGUGGAAAAAGUCAAGGGGUCUGAAUACUUUCCAAAUGCAGUGUAUGUACUGUAAGUGGACCCCCCUUAUGCUCUUGCUUUUUCUUUCUGUCAAGAUGAAGCAGGAUACUGAUGAGGUAUUGGCUGAGGUUCUGUGAACUGCAGGCUAUGGGUUUUACAGGAGAAUCUUCUAGAUGUGCUGUGUGGUUGUGCUUUUUCUCAGACUGUGCCCCCUGGCUUAAUCACCCUGUGAUAACCAAGCUGUUAUGCAGAGACGUGUAUAUUGGAAAAUGUGACCCUGUUAUUCAGAACACCAUAAGCCAGGGGCAUCCCCUUGAGUGUGUGAUGUUACGAUUCUACUGUCCUAUCAGUGCUGUUUCCAGGGUGCUUCAGAAAAAUCACAUGGGAUUCAUGUUGGGAUUGGAAUGGUUGAAUGGAUUUGCUGGUUUGCUGUGGUUAUGCAUGCAAGUCAAUCUGCUGGGCUCCUUGUGUGAACACUGCUGGCUACGGAGGGGAUCGACCUCAGCUUAAUCUCUCUCUCUUUCCCUCUCUAGGUGUGUGACAUCCAGGGGAACCUGCAUGAUGGUAGCCAGGUGGUGGUCUCUGUUAUCUUUGAGAAUAAGUGUGACAGCUUCAUCAAGUCCAUGGAGUUGAACGUGCUGGACUCUCUCAACUCCAAGCUGCAGCGGCCUGAGGGAGCCGGUCCCACAUGACAGCCUCACCGUGCCCUUCCAACUGCCCCCCGGUGAGGAAGCGGGAGAGUCUGGGAGGAGGAAAAAGCUAUGGAGCUUGUUGUUGAAAUAAAAGAGCUAAAUUCACAUCCAAAUAUUCAUAUUCCCAGUUUACAUCCAAAUUAAUCUGUUUUUUCUCUCUCUCUUGUUCCUCAGGGAUCUCUAACGAGGCACAGUUCAUCUUCUCAGUGCAGAGCAUUGUGAUGCCCCAGAAACUGAAGGGAACCCUCACCUUCAUAGUCAAGGUGAGUUAGUCUUGCUCACCACAAAGCCCCCACAUUCCCCACUCUCCCUGUGACUUUGAUUCUGGGUACACUCUAUUUCACUGCUCAGGGUUCUACUGACUUUUUUCCUCAUAUGUAAAAGCGUAUUGUUAUGUUCUCCCACAGACUGAUGAUUCCUCCACUCACGAGAAACUAGACUUUAAACUGCACUUUACCUGCACCUCAUACCUGAUCACCACUCCCUGCUACAGGUCAGUGGAGCUAGCUGUCCCCAAAGAACCUCAUUCUGCUGUUUUAAUAAUAAUUAACGUUACCUAACUGAAUAUUUGGAGCUAUUGGCUUAGUGUAUUGUGCCCUGAUCUGAAUUUAAGAUUAAACUGCUGGUGAACUGCUUGCUAUGUGAUGCGUAGUGAAUGUGAUUGCUGUUGUUGUUUGCAGUGACGCAUAUGCUAAGCUGUUGGAGUCAGGGGACCUCAAGGGAAGCUCUCUGAAGCUGGAGGGAGUCAACCAGCCUUUCCACCAUCUACUGGCCAGGAUCUGCUUCCACCACCACUUCUCUGGUGGGUACACUGGGACUGGGGCAUACAGGGGGAAGGUGAAGGGGAGGCAGAGGCAGAGGGAGACGGGGAGAGGGUGGGGGAUAGGAUAGGGACUGGGGAAUACAGGGGAGAGGGUGGGGCAUGGGGAGGUAUUAGGUGAAGAAUGGACAUAUUUAUUGAGGUGUUUUUGUAGUUCACUGUGUCCUCUUGCAGAAAUCUCCCUCUUUGAAUGAACAUUAAGAUGAUGAUAAUGUGGUAGAUAAAGACCUUAGAUUUUGAAAUGUUUAAUGAGCUUACGGUUGUGUUCCUGUCUCUUAACCAGUGGUGGAGAGGAUUGCUUCCUGUGCCUCCAUGUACAGCAGGUCAAUCCAGGGUCACCACGUGUGUCUGCUGGUCAAAACUGUAAGUAGCUCCCUUCCUCCUCGUUAAUCAGGGGGCCAGACAUUCAAAUAUUGGUCUCCAUUUAACUCAAAUGAGAUCUUCUUCUCAGACAUCCUUGUAACCUUUGCCCUCUCUGUCUGUCUGUGUCCCUGUCCAUCGCAGGCUGAUCAGACAGUGUCCAUCGAUGCUAAAUGUGACGAGCCGGGGCUGCUUGGGAAUGUGCUGGAUGAGAUCAAGCUGACCUUCUCUCAGUGCUGAUUGUGUGUCUGACAGCCCCUUGGUGCCCCCCUACCCUCUUCUCAACCCCUCCUUCACUGAAAAACACAUAUAAUCAUGUUACAAACACUGUGGCUGGCACUCUGUUUCACCCUAUUAAUUAGUCCUCAGAAUCACACAUUUCCUUGACUCCCCUCUUACACUCAGAACUGCUCUUUCUCCUUCACUGUUUAACUGAUUUGGUCUAUGCUCACCCCCUCUGUGCACUUUUAGUUUCACUUCCUCGUUUCGAACCACUCUUCCUCUCCACUUAGUUCCACUGUCAGAAUACUGGUUUUCCCUGCUUCCUCCCUUCUAUCUCUCUCAUUGGCAUUACAAUCUGUGACAGUCAUGCUGACAACUGGACUUUUUUUUUUGUUGUUGGUUGAAUUGUGUUUUUACUGUUUUGAAUUGUUUUUGUUUGUUUGUUGAUGUUUGACGUCCGUCUGCGCCUUUCCCCCUUGUUGCAUUAAACAUCAGCGUGUUACUACUAAUCUCCUCUAUAGUCCCGUAGAAUGUGUGACUUCCUCUGACUGGCCCUAGCUGGAAACAUCAUGUCAACUCUAAACUGCUCAUUGACCUGACCUCCUGUCUGGAGAAACUGACCUCCCCUCUGGUGUCACUGCUCUAUGCUUCAACUAUGCUAAGCUUCAGUUUGACCCGUGUCACGGUAACAUAUCAAUCCCUAUAAGAAUUGUAAAUGCCUGAGCUGGAAAGUUACACUAAGAGUGUAUUGGAAAAGGAGAAUGCAGGCGGUUCCACUGGGACCAUGUCAGAACGUAGACUCCUUGAAAAAAAGUAUGUUUCUUUGUCCGGUUCCCUUGCUCUGUCUCUUAUUAUAGACAUGGGUAGAAUGGUGUCUUUUUACAAUUGAAUGAUUUAACGCUUUGAUUAUGCUGUAAUGAAGGAUAUUUUACGGCUCAUCUGCAGUGCUGUUCUGGACUUCUCUCUCUUGCCUCUGCCAUGUCUACAGUAUCUGAAGUGAGUGACAGAAUAAUAUAGAACUUGUGGCAAAUGAAGGCCAGCUAUCACAUAUUGCAGCUAGAGAGCAGAUAGCGCCUCUCACGUGGCUUUGCUAUAAUAGCAGGCUCUCCAUACUUAACUGUUCAAGUUCUCCUAUAUGUUGAUAGACUUCGUUUGGGAUCUCCUAUGGGGAUGGAAGGCUAUUCUAGUCGUAAUUUCAUUCUGCCAGAGCAAUGGUACUUAGUUGAUAUAUUUUAUUUUUAAUCAGUAUUAGCCAAUAUGGCUUCUUGUUUACUACUCCUUUCUUGAGACAGCAAACAAGUCGUCAGUCAAGACGUUUGUCUUUCAUAUCAUCCAAACCUCUUGCACCUGUGCCACUUUGACUCUCACACUCCACAACACAUCCUACAUGUCACUGAUAUACAGUCAUAAACCGAUCUUACUCCAGUGUUAUCUUCUCUCAGAACUGCCUUGCCACAUCCUGUGCAUUGACACUAUGAUAAACAUGAAUGGUCAUCAUUUAAAUGGCUUCUUCCUUUCAUGACUUGCUCAAAGUACUUGCUGUCUAGUUACUCUCAACACGUCUCACUGCCUGGUCCAGCACGAUGUAGUAGCAACUUUAAACUGAUCCCAUCAUUUUUUUGUUUGUAUCCCAACUAACCCGCAUUCCUGUCUUGCAAGUGUAGAUGA
Coregonus sp. 'balchen' is the source of this 37043-nucleotide messenger RNA. NCBI's taxonomy places the organism in Eukaryota, Metazoa, Chordata, Actinopteri, Salmoniformes, Salmonidae. The record is from the annotation of a GenBank genome assembly.